UGUUAAUUUGUUAAUUAGAGACAUAAACUCUUCUAAGUUAUUGGCUUUCUUGGCUGAUUCAGGCAACUCAUUUCUUGCUCAAAUGAUCUUCAAGAUGGACAAGUCUCUGCUGAUGUUCUUGUUUCUUUUGUUCCUCGCAGUAACGGCGGUUGAAGGACAAAUGUCUAAAAAAGGAUCGAAAUCCUCCAAAGGCAGUAAAAGCAAAGCACCGACUACCACAAAAGAAAAACUGACGACUACAACAAAGGCACCAACUACCACAAAACAAAAACUGACUACUACAACAAAGGCAUCGACUACCACAAAACAGAAACUGACGACUACAACAAAGGCAUCGACCACUACAACAAAGGCACCGACUACCACAAAAGCACAGGCUGAGACUUGCAAUGUUAAAAUGGGAGACAUUAUUUUCAUCUUGGACGUCUCUUCCUCUGUCGGAUUUGAUAAUUUUGAAAAUGAAAAGAAUUUCGUGGCCAAUUUGACCACAAACUACAAUAUCAGCGCAACUGAGGUCCGCAUGGGUCUUUUGAAUUUUGACAAAAUAGUCAGGAAAAACUUCGAUUUGAAAGAUCAUUUGGACAAAGACUCAUUGAAAAAGGCAAUCACGAGCAUCGAAUAUCCUAAUAGCAAUGGUACUUAUACUUACAAGGCACUUGAGUAUGUUUUAAAAGAAGAUAUGUUCAGUCCAGCUGCCGGAGGUAGAGUGAACGCCCCUGACAUCAUCAUCGUCAUUACAGAUGGAGAAUCAAACGACAAAAACAAAACAAAAAAAGCUGCCAAAGAACUAAAAGAUAAGAACAUCAAAGUGAUGGUUGUGGGUAUUGGCCUGAAACAGUCAAAUAAGGAGCUUCAAGACAUAGCCAGCGCAGAUUCCAUGGUCUUCUCUGUUACAGACUUCAGUCGACUAGCUAACAUUGAGCAGGAGCUGUUUCUUAAAGCAUGCGAAGUGGUAGUAACCACAACCACAACAAGAGCACCGUUAAUUACUUCUACACCUAAAUCAGUGUACCCUCCACCGCCUGACCUAUGUAAAGGUAAAAAUGACAUUGUCUUCGUCCUCGAUACCUCCACCAGCAUUGGCCCCAAGAAAUUGCUAAACGAAACUACUUUAGCUGCCAACUUAAUCGACUUUUUGACCAAUCGACAUUACAAUGUCAGGUUCGGAGCAUUGAUCUUCAACCUAGCCCCAAAGAAAAUAUUUGAUUUGAAGGAUUUUACAGACAAAGCGUUGAUGAGAGAGACCUUACUUGGUAUCCAGUACCCAAAUACCCCAGGUACUUUCACAGAUAAAGCGCUCAGCGCCGUUAAUGGUUUCAACAUGUUUGGCACUGCAGCUGGGGGUCGUGAUGACGCUCCUGAUAUCAUUAUUUUAAUGACUGAUGGUAUUUCUCGCAACACGACCAGAACUAUUGCGGCAGCCAACGUCCUUAAGAACACCAACAAGACAGCCAUUAUCACCAUUGGUAUUGGAAACAACCUGAAUGUUAGCGAACUGAAGGCUGUAGCCAGUUCUCCUGCGUACCAGUUCGAUUCACAAACAAACUUCAAUAGAUAUUUGAACCAGCUUACAUGUUAAUGGGAUCUAAUCUCUUAUGACAUAGAUUUAGCUUAACACCAUCUAUAACAUGUUUUCAUAAUUAAUUAUUUAGCUUUGCGUAUUGCUAUCACUUAAGUUGGACACUAUGAUUCAAAUGAAAGAACUUUGCUAGUUAAUAGAUUUAAUAAUUUAAAUUUAAUUUUCGUUAAUACUUCAUAAUUAAUAUGUACACGUUUUUUUUAAAAAUAGAACAUUAAUUUUUACUCAUUUCAAAUCUAGAUAAUUUCCCUAAAAAAUGCAUUGUCGAAAUUUAUUUUAAAUGCUUUAUUCAUUCAAAUAAAACGAAUAUAAAGAUAACGUCA
Molecule: messenger RNA, 1902 nt
Organism: Biomphalaria glabrata
Lineage: Eukaryota; Metazoa; Mollusca; Gastropoda; Planorbidae
Product: collagen alpha-5(VI) chain-like
Exons: 10
Coding region: 83-1579 (498 amino acids)
Source: RefSeq, a predicted model, not a curated record